Messenger RNA from Osmia lignaria (orchard mason bee), 4170 nucleotides. RefSeq names its product autophagy-related protein 9 (gene Atg9). Gene Ontology annotation, cellular component: autophagosome; phagophore assembly site. Gene Ontology annotation, biological process: protein localization to phagophore assembly site; autophagy of mitochondrion; reticulophagy. Lineage: Eukaryota; Metazoa; Arthropoda; Insecta; Hymenoptera; Megachilidae. The record is from RefSeq and is a predicted model, not a curated record.
AAGCUGAACCACAAAUAAAAAGAACAUUCAGCAAAGAUGGUUGAAGACAGGGAACAGGUCGAACGCUUUUAACUAUUCAAUGUCUAAAUUAGUAGUAAAUAACGGUCCGUGUCCUAGUCAAUAUGUGAGUGAGGAUUCAUGAAUUUGCAGCUGAUAUCGAUAAACACGUGUCAAUUUGGAGAACGGGACGAACGUGGUGGAAAACGAAGGUACGGCAGGAUGCUUUGUUUAUGGAGAUCAGCUGUGUUACCAAACACUCCUAUCGCUUUCGCUGCUGCGUCUACGACGCUUCUAUUUUCGUCGAAUAAAGUGAUCUUCCUCGCACAAUAACUGUUCCGUGAGACGUUUCACGAAAAAGAAUACAAAAAAAAAAACGAUCGUGAUCGAAAGAGUACACGUGUACUCUGGAAAACGGUGUUUUUCUAUUAACAUAAAACGAAAAGCAGCAGAAUGAUCCAUCCUUCCGCUCGAUUGGGAAACAUCCUGAUAUAAGAGAAUAUCUUUAGAUAAAGAACAUCUUUGAACAGUCAUUAUCGACGGCCAGACAAAGAUGCUUGUGGAGCAACCAUCGACUGGUAGUUAAUUAAUCUUAAUGACAUGAAAGAAUGAAACGAGAAACUGUUAUUACCUGCGUAGAGUCAAACAGACGAGCCAAAACGAUGACAACCGUACUAGAUGGCAGCUACCAACGUAUGGAGCCAUACGAAGGAGAGGAGGAAGAGGAUGGAGAAGACGACGACGAACACGAAGAGACACCACAGGAAUCUGGUGUUAUGAUUCACGUGGUGCCAGAGGGUAACAAAGCUAGAUGGAAUCAUGUCGAAGAUUUGGAUUCGUUUUUCACAAGAAUGUAUCACUACCACCAGAAACAUGGAUUCGCUUGUAUGAUGCUGCAAGAAGCGUUUGAACUAGGACAAUUUAUUUUUGUAGUUGCUUUUUCAACAUUUCUCUUUCACUGCAUCGACUAUUCCGUAUUGUUCAAAAACAAAGUAACAAACAGCACCUCGCACAAAACGUCCAUCAGCGACGCGAUUCUGUCCACGGGCGAAUGUACGGCAUCUGUGGGUCUGGUCACUUGGAUCUGUAUUUUAGUAGCCGGAUUUUUUUGGAUUUUGCGAGCAAUCAAAGUUUUAUACCAUUUCACGCAGUUUUGGGACAUUAAGCUGUUCUUUAACACCGCGCUGAAAAUCGACGACAGCGAUCUGGACAAUCUUACUUGGCACGAGAUACAAAAGCGAGUUAGAGAAGUGCAAAAAGAGCAAGAGAUGUGCAUUCACAAAAGGGAGCUCACGGAAUUGGACAUAUACCAUAGAAUAUUACGGUUCAAAAAUUACAUGAUAGCUAUGAUCAAUAAAUCCUUGCUACCUGUACGGCUCAAAGUUCCCAUCAUCGGUGAAGUUAUAUUCAUGACGAGGGGGCUAAAGUACAACAUGGAAUUGCUUCUGUUUUGGGGUCCGUGGUCUCCGUUCGAAAACAAUUGGCAUCUCAAGGAAGACUAUAAAAAGCUAAACAAAAGGCAAGAACUAGCUAGGUCACUGUCCAAGCACAUCUUGUGGGUCGGUAUCGCGAAUUUUAUGCUUUGCCCCUUGAUCCUACUCUGGCAGAUACUUUAUUCGUUUUUUAAUUACGGAGAGAUUAUCAAACGAGAGCCAGGAACUUUGGGCACAAGGAUGUGGUCCCUCUACGGACGCCUCUACCUCCGACACUUCAACGAGCUGGACCACGAAUUAAACGCACGGUUGAAUCGCGCCUAUCAUCCGGCUUCGAAAUACAUGAGCAUUUUUACAUCCCCAAUCAUGACCGUCCUCGCGAAGAACGUCGCUUUCGUCGCUGGAAGCGUAUUAGCAGUUUUAUUGAUACUGACAGUCUACGACGAAGACGUAUUAACCGUGGAGCACGUGUUGACCACGAUAACCAUAUUGGGCGCGUUGGUGGCCGGUGCCAGAGCGUUCAUACCGGACGAGAACUUAGUCUGGUGCCCGGAGACUCUCUUAACCGCUGUUCUAGCGCAUACACACUACAGACCGGACAGUUGGCGAGGGCAUGCUCACACUCAGACGACCAGGGCGCAAGUGGCACAGUUGUUCCAGUACCGCGCCGUUCAUCUCUUAGAAGAAUUAAUCUCCCCCCUGCUCACUCCGUUCAUCUUGUGCUUCCACAUGAGACAACGAGCCUUGGAUAUAGUCGACUUCUACCGCAACUUCACCAUCGAGGUGACGGGGGUCGGAGAUGUAUGCAGCUUCGCCCAGAUGGACGUGCGGAAGCACGGGAACCCGAUGUGGCAGACGGUCACUCAGAGUCCCAUCGAGGACCGUGCUGCCACGACGGGUUACGAUAACCAACGUUACGGUAUGGAGCCGGAGAAACUACAGAUCCCUAUGUCGAAUCAGUACACGCAAGCGGAGAACGGGAAAACGGAACUGUCCCUGAUACAUUUUACUUUGACCAAUCCUGAGUGGAAGCCACCGAGUCACGCAGAGAACUUUGUCACAGCUUUGAGGGAAAGGGCGAAGAAAGAAGUGCACGGUGUGCACGGGGAGAUCAAUCCUCUGUUGGCGAGUCUGAGCAGCCUGUCUGGUCUGGGACCGGGUUAUAACGAUAUCGUUUCGAAUAUAAUUCGAAGCACCAUGGUGAACCAAGUGCUAGGAGGUGCGAGCACCAGCAACGUGUUCGCGAAUCAACCUGCUACCUCGACUGCUUUUACCGGCGGCGUCCACGAGUCGUCGAUAUUCAGGUCGGACUUUUUGUCGUACGCGGCGGUUCGACGCGGCUUAAGUAAAGCGGAAGGCCCGAUACACAACGACAAAGGGUUCCUUUACGGAUUGCAACAAGGAAUGUCGAAUCAGUCUCUAGGCGCCUCCGUGUUCGGCUCGACCCACGAGAUGCCUACCGAUUUCUCUGUACCGGUGGAAUUGACUGCUGCCGAUAUGUCUCUGUCUACAUUGUACCUGCACGAACUUCAUCACAGACAAGUUCAACGAAGGGGCUAUCAAGAAAUGGCCACGAGAAGCAUAUGGCAGCAAAGUCCUGUCCAGGAGCUCGCCACGCUUCCUAAAGUAAGACAGGAGAGAGCACCGUUGCUGUUACAUCAGGACUCCUCGAUAAGAAGCAACAGGGACUCAGCGUACACCGCCAACACACAUUUAGAUAACAUUUGAAUCAUAUUCCCGCAGUGAUAUCUCUCGUCACUUUGAAGAAAAUAAAAUGUUUUUAUCAUUCGCUUGUACGAUUGCGACGUCCUCGUGAUUUAUUUUCUGUGCUAGCAAGUGGGAACAGUUGGAACGUUUAAGAUAUCUGUGUUGUAUCGAUGUAAAUACAGUAUCCGAAUAUCGCGGUUCGUUUCCAAAGUCGAAGGACGACUUUGAACGCCUACUAUUAGAAAAAUAACGCUCGAGGCCUAUGCACCGUUACAUUCUACGCGUCGGAUGAUUGCCAACUAAACUGCAUAGAACAUGGAACUGGAAACAUUAUUGUGUACGUUUUACGGGGGUAAACGAGUUUGUACCAAAGGUGUGCGGCUUCUCGAAUUCAUAAGAGUCGGUUCGGGAGAAUUCGGGAGAGCUCGAGUGCGCACGAAGCUGGUGACUCGCAGUCGGAUAUUUUCGACGACCCGCUCGAUCUCGCCCGAACUUUACCGAACCAACCCGAACUUGAAAUAUCGAGAAUUCGUACACCUCUGGGAAUUAGCUCUUUUUAACAAGUUAUUAUUUAUAAUGGAAACGCGGUUUUAUUUCUUAUCUCUUCCUUCGACGUUUGCUGGUCGAAAAUAAAAACCCUACGAAUUCUUGCUCUAUUUGAGUUAGAAAGAAUCUCUUUGAACGUGGUAAUCUCUGCCUUUCAAUGCCACGAUUCUCUCUAGUCAUAUGAAACGAAUGGCGCGCCAUAGUAUAAAGAAUUAUUUAUUUGCUAAAUGUAUGUUACUCGAUAAACACGGUGGGGCUAAACGUUAACAAGUAGGGUAUAUUCGCACCGAUAUUUCCCUGCUUAUUUGCAUCUAAUUUUAAAAUCGUUUUUAAAAAGAAAACUUGCAGGUUGUCACGAGGCAUCGGUUCAUAACCACAAUGUAUUUAAGUUCUCUGUUACGCGCAAUUUUCAUGAACUUCAUAAAUGCCGGUUUUUAUCGACAUCGAAUAAUUAAAACUCGCACUUGAACGAUUUUCGAGUAAAGAA